CCCAUUGGUUGGCAUCUUGCGUACAAAGCUUUGAGUCCUAGCCCGCGGCUGGCCUCUCAGGAAAACGUUUGCCAAGCUCUGAACGGCCGAGACGGACACCCCGGGGCUGCAGGCUUAGAUGGGCGGCUGGGACAGAAGGGUGACAUUGGAGAGCCAGGGCCGUCUGGAAGAAGCAUUGGGUUGCGGGGGCCCAAAGGCGACCCUGGAGAGCCUGGCAUACCGGGAACUCCAGGGAACCAAGGCUACAGAGGUCCAGACGGGGCCCAGGGCCCUCCAGGGGAAGAAGGAGACCAAGGGCUGAAGGGACAAGUCGCCAAUGUGAUGCACCAGGCCAGGGCCGCCUUCUCAGCCUCUCGGCAGAGCCCGGAAGCAAACGGCAACGUCGUGGUCUUUGACCACAUCAUCACCAACCAGGACAACGGCUACAGCGGACAGAGGGGCAUCUUCACCUGCAAGGACCCUGGAUACUAUUACUUCUCCUUCCAGGUGGUUUCCGCCGGCAACCUCUGCCUCGCCUUGGUGCACAAAGACACCAAAGUGGCCACGUUCUGUGACGACAACAGCGACGGCCUCCCACAGGUCAACUCAGGGGGCAGCGUCCUGAAUCUGUCCGCAGGGGAUACUGUCUGGCUGGAGAGCGAUCCGGGAACGGGGAACAGGGUUUAUGAAGGCCUCGAGGCCGACAGUGUGUUCAGCGGCUUCCUGCUCUUCCCAGCAUCGGUCUGAGGGGUAUGCCCCAGCCCCGGUCCCAAACAUCCUCUCUGCAGCUCUCUCUUCUAGCAAGGAUACCCCUCAAAGGGGGUACUUCCCUCACGGAAGCACAUAAAUGCGCGUGAACGCUUCCCCAACUUCCACAUUUAUGCCGGUUUUGCAUAUAUAUUUUUUGGUAGCUUUCAGUAAGCAAUAAAUAAAAAUUUUCCUCAGAA
This is a messenger RNA of Sphaerodactylus townsendi, 926 nucleotides long. RefSeq names its product complement C1q A chain (gene C1QA). The record is from RefSeq and is a predicted model, not a curated record. NCBI's taxonomy places the organism in Eukaryota, Metazoa, Chordata, Lepidosauria, Squamata, Sphaerodactylidae. Gene Ontology annotation, molecular function: protein binding. The annotation marks the transcript as partial. The transcript has 2 exons.